GAUAAUAACGGUCACUUCACUUGUGAAGCAGCAAUUCUCGUGUUCUUCUUUUCUUGCAGGGCUCAUGCAACCUUAGUUUCUUGUUCGUCAAGGAGAUCUACUUUCUGUACGAUCCAACAUCUCACAUCUCAAUCCAAUCAUUCCGCCUUGAAAUACAGUAAUGCAAGUUGGUUUUGCAUUUUGAUACUGUCCAGACAGAGAUCUUGUACAGUACAACAUGAACGGAUGCAAUCGCGCCUCCAUCCUUCGAAAUCUGGCAAUGCCUCCUCAUGGCGUCAUGCCAGGAUCCUGUCCAUUGUGUCGUUCUUUCGACUCCCCACAGAAAUAAGAUGCAUUCAUAGAAGCCAAAGGCAUUUGCUCCGGCCACCAUCAACUAGACAUAACUCUACCACUUCGAAUUUGGCCGAGCCCAGUGAAGACAACCCUUCGCGGGAGUUUUGGGAUCAUGUCAGAAACCAGAAGAGUCCGCGAAUGAGAUAUCUGAAUAGCAAACGCUCCUUUGAACGGAGUUCCAUAGAGCUCAUCAAAACUAAAAACGAUAACACGUCUAAUUUGGACAGGUUUGAUGAGGAUAGCAGCCGCUCCAAUGGACUAGCUCCUGGCGUGAUCAAUCUUUCGCCAGUCCAUUUACAGCCCACGGAAAUUAGACCGCCAGGGUUGAGCAACAGGCUUAAAAAGGCACGACGACUUUCAAGUCUCGAGUUUCUUGGGAAAUGGCUAGAUUUGCCAGAUGACGAUGCUCGGGAAGCACUUUGGCAACACUUUAGAUCAGAGAAAUCUAAAUCAAGAGUCUCGGAAUUAGCUUUACCAACGAUCCUAUUGCAGCACAUUAGGCACUGUCCCUUAACCACAGACAUGACCCUUGCCUUGCGGAAGCGAGGCUUCAGUAUAGAUGAUCUAGUCGUAUGGACCUACAUCAUUCAAGGAAAAGAUACAGAUGAAAAGGCACAGCGAUUCCUUUCUUCGCCCUCAAGAAAGCCAACAUUUUUAUUAUUGGAAAUUCUCCGUAAAGAAAUCUUGCAUGUGGAAACUUUUAGAUCACUUCUAAGUUAUACCUGGACUCGAGUUUUCUCGCCAAAUCGUCGACAACACACAGGAGGCUCUUGGCCAGCAAUUUCCGAGUCUUUCUUUGAGGAAGAGACAGAGGAUUCAAUGUUGUUCUCUUCACCCGACAUGGAACUAACUACUUUCACACUUCUCAUCUCCCGCCUCCUCCAUCAUGCACGGCAUUUACUACCCUCGGCAGUUCUCCCCAUAUCCCAUAUGGUUCCUCCAUAUUUAUUCCAUAAUUUGAAUCGUGGGUCUACAACGGAGUCGCUAGAGCCACGUGCACAUAGCCGAUGCUCUCAUUUGCUUAACAAACUGCUUCACGCCCUGUCGCGACCAUCACAAUUUGGUCCAUUUAAAUCCAUGAUCCAUAAUUGGCAUGCGCAAAGAGUUCUAUUGCGUUUAGCAAACCAGACUAAUCCGCCCUUGAUCAUUGACAGGGGUGGUUAUCAUGCCGUACAAGUUGUGCUACUUGCAUUGCAAAAGUCCGAUGAUGAAUCAAGAUUAGCCAAGCUCCAGGCAAAGAGUUGGCCUCCCUGGAGAAUCGACCAAGAUGGUAUGGAUGCCCGAAGAUCACCAGACGAAGAUUUGAGUAGGGUUGUCUUUGCAAUAAGGCAAAUGAAGCAAGCUGGAUACAGUUCUAAUGUUAGCACUCAUGCUCAUGGUAUUCUUGGGGGGCAAGAAGAUGAUGGAACACCAACAAUCCAUACCAGGUCGUUGUCCAAAGGUCGUAUCAGAAAGUUGCGUUCUUUGCUAAGGUCGAGUCCUCUACAUCCUCGGGUUUGGAGUUCAAGGAUUACAGCAACGCGUGACGUACAGGAAGCGUGGAGCGCAUUCAAGAGUUUUCAACGUCUAGGUGGCACACCCACGUCUUCCAUUUAUCAUGCUAUGAUGGAGAAAGUUGAAGCCGAAAAUAGGAGGGCCGGUCGCUCUCGAAUGAUAGAUGUUUUACCUGGCGAAGGGAAAGAAGUUCUUCCACCGUUCAUCGACAACUUCAGUGAUUUCUAUAAAGAGGAGCUUCGGCCGCCAUCAUCCAUUGAUUUCUUGUAUGAAACGAUGAUGUCCGCUGGAGUACGGCCACAGAGUGACUGCUUAAACUUUCUUAUCAGUCAUGCUAGGGGAAUACCUGAUGGUAUAAAGUAUCUUCGUGAAAGCGGACUGCGACGCACUUUCUUCAAGUAUAUCGUUGGCCAAAAUGCCGAUCCACCAGCAAAAAUGACGCCUGCGGAAAUUCGCAUCAUUCAUGCAUUCGUCACCUUACUUUGCAGAUGUACGGAUAAACUUAUACCGCAGGCUCCUUCAUACUCCGAAAUCUCGAUGUCCAAAGAUCUGAAACGGCUUCAUGAAAAUUUCGCAGAUGUCAUCAACGAUAUUAACGCAAAUGAGACAAUGCCACGGGCGCUGCCUAGAUCUAGAAAGUCUGGCAUUAAUCCGCUGUCUCACGCACUGGAGCUUAUUCGAACCAGCCAGACAAGAUACAAGCCUACAUGGUAUGCGAUCUUCGAUGCACUUGCUAGACCUGGUAUCACAAUUGAUCCUAAUAUAGUUGGUGACCCUCAAGAUGAUAUCAAUUCCUGGAGAAUCUCUGCUGCUGUUCUGCAGGACUUCCACGACGUGGGGCUUGAACUUGAACCAAACGGCUUUCAGUUUGUUUGUCGAGGGCUGGAAAAGGCAAUAGUUGCAUCGUCCCGAAUGGACCAAAAGUUACUGUUUGCGGACGACGUUCUACUCGUAAAGGACGAAUUCGCAAAAUUAUCUUCGACAAGUUUCGAUAUUGGUAUUCCAGCUCUAGCUCAUCAUUUACAUGGCAAACUACACGGCGCUGUUUUACAUGCCUACGUCCGUGUUCUAGGACUAGCAGAGGAUUUCGAGGGCAUAAAAGCUGUAGUAGAGUGGAUGGUGCUUCAUCAUGAGCGUUUAAUUACUGAGGCUAAGUGUAGCCGCAACGGCCACGAGCUUUUGAGAAGAACGUUGGUAGCUGCGAAAGUUUUUUGCAAUGGGACAUCCUAUGAAGAAGAAGCACGCAUACUGGUGGAAGGUGCCGAGGGCUGGGCAUGGCCAACUGAUCAGGAUACUAGAACUUACGUUGAAGGGGGCCCAUCGUCAGAAUCCGGUGAGAGCUCUUUAGCGAGUGAUGGAAGCGAUGAAAAAACAUUACUCAAGGAUUUCUACUGAGAUAAGCCAUUAUUUGAAUCUAAUUGACUGUACAUUAGUAAAGCCUUGCAAUGACAAGGUUUUGGAACUAGGCUUUUUGUGUGUACGAUAUAGAAGUAGAUAGAUUACCAAUGGGUGUACGGACUGACGGCACACUGCAAGAAUCGGCCUGGCAAUGUCGCUUGAAAUAUCGAUUUAGAUAUCUUGAGCACUGUUACAAUGACUCGAUGCAGAUUGGAUGACGAAAUAAAUGUCUAAUAUCAAACAAUUAGAGAAUUAGAGAAUGCAUUUGCUACAAAUUUUGAAAGUUGAGAAUUGUCCCGUCAGUCCAUGCACCCA
Botrytis cinerea B05.10 is the source of this 3540-nucleotide messenger RNA. RefSeq lists its product as hypothetical. The transcript has 3 exons. The coding region runs from base 226 to 3222 and encodes 998 amino acids. The record is from RefSeq and is a predicted model, not a curated record. NCBI's taxonomy places the organism in Eukaryota, Fungi, Ascomycota, Leotiomycetes, Helotiales, Sclerotiniaceae.